Tachysurus fulvidraco (yellow catfish) is the source of this 969-nucleotide messenger RNA. RefSeq names its product odorant receptor 131-2-like. Gene Ontology annotation, biological process: G protein-coupled receptor signaling pathway. The record is from RefSeq and is a predicted model, not a curated record. The transcript has a single exon. Bases 1 to 969 code for a protein of 322 amino acids. Lineage: Eukaryota; Metazoa; Chordata; Actinopteri; Siluriformes; Bagridae. Gene Ontology annotation, cellular component: membrane. Gene Ontology annotation, molecular function: G protein-coupled receptor activity.
AUGUCAGUUUCUAAUGAUAGCACAGUUAAGGAAUUGCUUAUAUAUCAGCAAAUAUUCCUGCUUGCAAUGACUGAAGGCAAAAUAUCAAAAGUCAUAUUUUCAAUAUUAAUGUCUCUGUUCUUUAUCUAUUUGAAUGCUAUCAUGGUCUAUACUCUUUGGAGUAAGCCUGUUUUUAAAGUGACACCACGCUACAUUCUGUUUAAACACAUGCUUUUAAAUGACUCGAUACAUCUCAUUUUUUCCUCUUUGUUGUAUGUUUUAAUUCUGGCCUCUCUCAAGUUAGUCAUGGCUGCUUGUACUGUUUUAGUUUUUGUUUCAGACACAACUUUCUAUAACGCACCUUUAAACCUGGCUGUGAUGUCAGUAGAGCGUUAUGUGGCUAUAAACUUUCCUCUAAGACAUGCAGAAAUAGCCACUCAGAAAAGAACUUAUAUUGCUAUUGGAAUUAUUUGGAAUAUAAGUAUGAUGCACUUUAUAAUUGACUUGCUUUAUGUAGUAUUGACUGAGCCUACAGUUUUUUCAUCGCAAAUAUUUUGCACAAGAGAAAAACUCUUCAUAAAGCAAUGGCAAGUAGAUCUUCAACAGGGCCUCAACAUAUUCUUCUUUGUGUCAGUGUCUGUGAUCAUCCUUUUCACUUAUAUUAGAAUUUUGAUCACAGCCAGGUCCAUUUCCUCCAAUAAAGACUCUGCUGUAAAAGCUCACAAGACCUUGCUGCUGCACAUCAUUCAGCUGGGACUGUGCCUUACUUCCUUUCUUUAUAGCUCCAUAGAGCGAGCUGCAGCAACGAGCAGCACCAGCAGCAACCUCUUUGUAGAUCUCCGUUAUCUAAACUAUUUGUUUGUGCUGAUCUUGCCACGCUGCUUAAGCCCACUCAUCUAUGGACUGAGGGAUGAUGCUGUAAGACCUUUAUUUAUCUACUACUUUUGCUGUGCCACAGGCAAACGCAGGUCUACUGUCAAUGUACACUGA